This is a messenger RNA of Purpureocillium takamizusanense, 2359 nucleotides long. It is a transcript of the gene cwf19, whose product is annotated as Pre-mRNA-splicing factor cwf19. The record is from RefSeq and is a predicted model, not a curated record. Lineage: Eukaryota; Fungi; Ascomycota; Sordariomycetes; Hypocreales; Ophiocordycipitaceae. Gene Ontology annotation, biological process: mRNA splicing, via spliceosome. The transcript has a single exon. Gene Ontology annotation, cellular component: post-mRNA release spliceosomal complex. Bases 83 to 2179 code for a protein of 698 amino acids.
CAGCCGAAUCCGUCCUCCACCAUCUAUCUGCCCAUCUGUCGUCAAUCGCGUGCGCUGCCUCGGGCACCCCUUGGCAAAAGACAUGGACGGGCUUGAUGCGUUUGAAAAGUCGCUCGCCGCUGAAAAGGCGCAACGCGAUCGCGACGACCGAGAUCGCGACGACCGACGCCACCACAAGCACCGGCACCACCAUCGCCGCCACGGAGACGACGACCGGGACCGUGAUCGCGACAGGCAUAGGCACCGGGACCGUGAUAGGGACAGGGACAAGGACGGACAUCGGCGGCAUCGCAACGACGACGAAGACGGCCACAGGCACAAGCGCAGCCGCCGAUCUCACGAUGACGACGGCCAUCGACCCAGGCGCGACAACGGCGACGACAGCCAUCGCAAAAAGGGCGAUCCCCACGAGGACCUGCCCUACCCCGACGACGAGAAGACACCAGCCAAGGACCCCGUCGACGCGACCACAUCAUCGUUGCAGCGCGAUGCGUGGAUGACGGCACCGUCCGCCCUCGACGUGGAGCACAUCCAUCGUCCCGAUCGACAGCCCAAGUCGCCGCCGAGAGAAGAGCCAAAACGUGUCAUUCACAAGCGUGAGCUCAAUGCUGGCCAUCUGCAGGCUAUCAACGACGGCGCCUCGCUGCCAGACCCCUCAGUGAUAAUGGAGCGCAAAGUCGACUACACGUUUGGCGACGCCGGCUCGUCGUGGCGCAUGACCAAGCUCAGGGGGGUUUACAACACCGCUGAAGAGAGCGGCAAGCCCAUCGACGAGGUGGCCAUGGAGCGCUUCGGCACUCUUCAAGAGUUUGACGAUGCGCGAGAAGAAAAAGACGAGCUCGAGAGACGCGAGAUCUACGGCAAAGGCUACAAGGAAAGGGAAACGCCUACAGGCGAGCUGUACCGCGAGCGGCUUCGAAAGAAUCCCGUCAGAGAAUCCACACCAGAGCCGGAGCAGGGCACCGUGAUCCCGGAAGACACCUCCCCGGCAAUGGACCAGACGGCGCUCAACCGGCUCCGGGCACAGAUGAUGAAAGCCAAGCUGCGCCGCGCCCCCAACGCCGCUGCGCUGGAGGAGGAAUACAACCGGGCCGCGGCAUCGUUUGCGUCUCGUGCCCCGGCGUCCGAGGCCGUCGUACUCGGCGUCAUGCACAACCGCCAGCUGGCGGGGACUCGCGGCGAGGUCAAGGCCGUCACCAACCGUCGUGGGCGGGAGCGGGGAAACGUGGAAGAAAACACCGACAUGACCAUCGAGGACAUGGUGAGCGAGGAGCGGCGGACCAAGGGCCAGGCCGGGGGCGAGGGCAUGCGGCUCGCGGAACGCAUCGCCAAGGACACCAAAUACGACGAUGACCUUGAAUACAUGGACGAAAACGCCGAGAAGCUGGCCAAACGCGUGCACAAGAGCGAGAUGAACCUCCGCAACAUGGCUGUCAACGAAUUCCAGAAGAUGAACAGCAUCCUCGACAAGUGCCCGCUCUGCCACCACGAGGACAAGGGCCGUCCGCCGCUGGCACCCGUCGUCGCCCUGGGCACGCGCGUCUUCCUGACGCUCGCGACGGAGCCCGAGGUGAGCGAGGGCGGCGCCGUGAUAGUGCCCAUCUCGCACCGCACCAACCUGCUCGAGUGCGACGACGACGAGUGGGAGGAGAUUCGCAACUUCAUGAAGAGCCUGACGCGCAUGUACCACGAGCAGGGUCGCGACGUCGUCUUCUACGAGAACGCCGCGGCGCCCCAGCGCAGGCUGCACGCGGCCAUGGCGGCGGUGCCCAUCCCAUACGAGGAGGGCGCCAUGGCCCCCGCCUACUUCCGGGAGGCGUUCCUGUCGUCGGACGAGGAGUGGUCGCAGCACCGCAAGGUCAUCGACACGGCGGCCAGGGCGCGCGACGGCCUCGGCCGCAUGGCCUUUCGCCGCUCCCUCGCCAAGGAGAUGCCCUACUUCCACGCGUGGUUCGGCCUCGACGGCGGCCUCGGCCACGUCGUCGAGAAUGCCGACCGCUGGCCCCGCGGCGACCUGUUCGCGCGCGAGGUCCUCGGCGGCAUCGCCGGCGCGGAGCCCCAGGUGAUUAAGAAGCAGGGCCGGUGGGCAGGCCGCGGGGGGGGAGAAGACCCGAGGCUCGAUGCCUUUAGGAAGGGGUGGCGCAAGUUUGACUGGACGCGCGUGCUCACCGACGGGUGAGAGGAGCUGAGCCGGUGGCGGCGGCGGUUCGGGCGGAGGAAGAUGGAACAUUUGAAGGAGACGCUCUCUCGCGGCGGGAGGGUUCGUUGGGAGGAGUAGUUGGUAUGUACGUAGUAUGACCAGUCUUUGCUCAUCCAAUGUGUCACUAAGAGGGUGAAUGAAUGAAUGAAUCGACACGCG